GCAGGUAACUUCAUUCGCUGCGUCCCAACACCCGCACCAACACACACACACACGCAACGGGAAAGGAGAAGAAGAAAAAGGACGACGCAGCAGCUAGCUUUGCUAAGUCAACGCAUCUGUGCCUCCGCGUGCAGCAAGGCGAGAAACCGGUGGUCACCGCCUUCUGACAUAUUUUUUUUUCCUGCUCUCUUGUGUUUUCAUUUCCAUGCAUUUCGAUUCUUUAUUCUCUUCCGCGUAGCAUCUCGUUUCUCGUUUCUCUUCUUCAUUCAUUCAUUCGUUUCUACAGCGUCUCUCCGUGUGGCUUCUUCUCGGUUCACAAUGAUGCGCUACAUUGUUUUUGCGGUACUCGUGGUGGCUGUGGCGCUGAGCGCCGUCCCUCCAACACACGCCUACACCACGACAGAGAAAGCGUACACCGCGCCGGAGGCCAUCAUGGGCUUCGAGAUUGUGGAGCGCAACGGCGACCCCUGCAACGACGGGUUCCCUGGCUCACACAUCGCGAUGGGCACAUCCGAGUCGAUCCAGACGAGGAUCGUUGAGACCGCUCGCAACAGCGGCAUCACGUCGAUCUUUCCGCUGGGCGGUGCUUCCCUGCAGGCAACCUGCACCGCCCAGCAGUGCACGUGGCGGUGGUACCGCGGCUUUCAUUACUUCUAUUUCACCGUCUUCUACCGUGGCGUGUACUUCACCGGGACGCACAGCUCCGCGGCGGACAACCCAACGCCCAAAGUCGAGGCCGUCGCCGGCGCCUACACGAACUGGGACACCAACUUCCCUGUUUCGUGGUCCAAUCUUAGCUACUGGGGGAAGCGGGGCGUCGUCGUGCAGCCCAGCAGUGGCAAGUGGAAGAACGUCGAGAUCGCUACGAAGUUCUCGCGGCUGGUCUGCGAGCAGUACAUCUACACCCGCUCCGACGGCGUCAACCGUCUCACGCCGACCUUCCCGAACGGCGACCCCAUCACGCUCGUCGCCAGCUCCGGCCACGUCUACUCUUUCUGCGGCCACCCAGUUAAAAUAGACAAGUACGGCACGUGGAUUUUGCCGCAGUGUGGCAAUAAGUUUCCUUGGUGGGCCGGCCUGGUCAUCGCGGUGGUGUGCUACAUUAUCCUUGUCGCCGCCAUCAUUGCCAUCUGGUGCUGCUGCUGUACACGGCGGCGCAAUGCGGAAGAGAAGCGUCGCCGCCACGUGAUUGCGACGGAGAAGGACAACAUGAACCACAUCCCGAGCCAGUCGGAGCUGGGGCUGAGCCGCAACCGGUCCUUUACGCAAAGCAACAGCGAAGCUGACGACACAUUCAGUGACCGCAGCGGAUCGGAGUCCGAGAGCGAUGUGCACCGCGAAUGA
Messenger RNA from Leptomonas pyrrhocoris, 1344 nucleotides. RefSeq lists its product as hypothetical. The transcript has a single exon. Bases 319 to 1344 code for a protein of 341 amino acids. The record is from RefSeq and is a predicted model, not a curated record. Lineage: Eukaryota; Euglenozoa; Kinetoplastea; Trypanosomatida; Trypanosomatidae.